AUGGAAAAAGGGAUUAGGGUUACAAACAAAGUGACCACUCAGCUUCUCAACGGAGUUCUCUUCAUCUCUGUCUUCUCUCUCGCGACGGCGGCGGAAACCUCUUCCUUCAAUCUUCCGUCUCUCACGCGCUUCGCUUCAUCAUCUCUUGCGGCUCAGCGGCGGCGGCUCCCUUCUCCAGACCAAAUCGGCGGUGAAACUCCUCAUCUUCAAACCAAAUCGGCGGCGAACUCGACCUCCUUCACCGAUUCUCUUCGUCUUCUUGCUUCUUCACAUAGAAGCUUCUCUUCUAUAAUCAAAACAACAACGAUGAUGCCGUUAUGA
This is a messenger RNA of Vicia faba (fava bean), 321 nucleotides long. The record is from the annotation of a GenBank genome assembly. NCBI's taxonomy places the organism in Eukaryota, Viridiplantae, Streptophyta, Magnoliopsida, Fabales, Fabaceae.